Messenger RNA from Pyricularia oryzae 70-15, 3894 nucleotides. RefSeq lists its product as uncharacterized. The record is from RefSeq and is a predicted model, not a curated record. Bases 828 to 3755 code for a protein of 975 amino acids. The transcript is spliced from 3 exons. NCBI's taxonomy places the organism in Eukaryota, Fungi, Ascomycota, Sordariomycetes, Magnaporthales, Pyriculariaceae.
AUCGCCAAUCCCCAACUCGCUGUCGACAAACGAAUGCACCACCAGAUAAGCUGCCACCAAAAUAAUAAUAAAUAAAAUGUGGUAUGGCCGCCGGCGAUAGCAUUCCGUAUGGGGCUCUCCCCUAAAACGAUCCCUCUCCUGCUCCCAAGCCCCCCUCCCCCCAAGUCCGGGGGAGGAGGGUGGGGGAUUUCAGGUGCAGGAAUCCAUUAAAUCUCUGAACGAACGAGUUGCCCCAUUCGCCAGCGGCGUGUGCAGUCUCGGCGUCAUAUUGUUAUUUUAUUUUAUUUCAUUUUUCCCCGUAUCGAGGCGAAGAGUUGGGAAAGGUUUCCCCUCGGCACGGCAUCUAAGCCGUGUGUUGCAUCGGGCUUUUAUUUCCUUCUACCUGCUCAGCGCUGUGCCUCAUUUCUCAAGGGGUGUCGGGCUCGGGUUUGUACACCUUUCCUGCCCUACCUAGAGAGAGAAAAAAAAAGACCACAAUAUUGCGUGUCCUCAGAACUACAGAUGAUAUCAAAUCCAAGCCUAGAAAAAGAAGACGUUUACAUGAGAUCCAACCAGCUCAGGUGAGAGGGUGCGGGAGGGAGCUAUCAGCAGGUCUACGUACUCCGUACAGAGAAAAACAGAUCAAAAAGCAACAGGAGGGAAACCAGUCCCCAAAAGAAACAACUCGACCUGCACGAGGAAGGCACCAACUGAUCUUAAUCUCCACCAUUCAUUCAAUCGAACAAGGCAGUAAAGGCUGGGGGACUUUUGCUUGGUGCUACUGGGUUUCCAUUACCCUAUCCUUCACCCCAGGUGCUCAAAGUCAAAGCCCAAGGCCAUAAGUAUCAAUGCGUCUGUCAAGAUGGGCGCACCGAAUUCCCGGCCUAGCCGACCAUGGCUUUUAUGAGACCUUGUGCCGGGCCUCAUUUUGUGUAGUUCUCGUUACCAUCCUAGCGCAACGCAUUUUUGUGGGCCGCAAUGAUCCGCAGCGAUGUGUCGCUCUGUUGUCUGGUGGCUCAUGGCCACCUCAUGAUACUCUUGCCAGCUGGAGGCCGUACUUUGACAAGUGGGAGCCCCGUGGAUGCCGAAUGUACGAGUAUCAACCGGCCGACAUACACGACUGUCUGUCGGGCCGCAGCCUCGUCUUUGUGGGAGACUCCACCGUACGUCAGAUCUUCUACGCCACAGCCAAGCGUCUCAGCAAGGUUGUCGCCGACGAAAUGCUCGUCGACGUUCUGGUUUCGCCGAACCCACAACAUGAUGUCGAGUUAGAGAUUGACGGUGUGCGUCUCGCCUUUAUUUGGGAUCCGUGGCUCAACUCGACUGGACUGGCAGCAGAACUACAAAAUUUCAACCCAGGGCCCCCAUCUUCCACUUUAGAAGGAAGUAGUACGACAGCGGCAUCUGCGGCCUUGUUGCUCGUGGGUGCUCCCGGGCUAUGGGCGGCUCGUAGUGGGGGAGAGGAUUAUUUCGAAAUGUUUAAGCACGGCAUCGACACGGUCCGACCAUGGCUGAAGCACGGAAUCCAAGUUGAUUCCUCUGUCUCUGGAUACAACGACCUUCAGAACCGCAUUGUCGUAGCUCCCGUACAGGUCCCUCAGUACUGGAAGCUGGCACCGGCACGAGCAGAAUCUCUAACCAAGGAGAAGAUUUCACGUAUGAACGCGUAUCUCGACGCACUGCCAGGGCAAGAGACCUCUCACGUUAUCACGGCUUACAAUCAGAUGACGCGCCCUGGAACGCGGUUCGCCUUUGAAGACACCGGUAUCCACGUCCGCGAAGCACUAGCAGAUCGCAAGGCCGACAUUCUGCUCAAUCUGAGAUGCAACGGAGGCCUGGUUCGUCAGUCUAGUGAUCACCGCAAUCAGGAGACAUGCUGCUCAGCCUAUGAGCCUCUUCGGAGAGGCCAUUAUCUUGGCAUACUUACAUCGCUCGUCGUGGCCGUAAUCUGCAUUCGUUACAAUUCAAUGCAAUCCACCCUUGCUAGCAAUCACCAUGCGAAACGCCGUCACGAUCAGCCACCUGCCCAACGACUUCAUAUCCCCUUUGCAUUCUUGGCUGUCAUCUUUUACUGCUACCUAGCCGAUCGAACGCAACUGUUCCCAAAGACAGUGAGGCGGUUGAGCGCCGGGGGUCUUGUUAUCUCUCUUAUAGUAGGAGGUGCUUUUGCCGCCGCAUCCCUGCGCAGAUGGCGCCCUCGUCUGGCUCCAAGUCACAUCAGCGAGAGAAAAAGGCCAGGCUCGGUCCCGCCGCUAAAGCCUAGGCAAAGAAAGCUUCCAAGGCUUGAACAUGAUGACGACCCUGGGUUUCUACCUCGCGAGCUGAGUGAAGAGUGGAAAGGAUGGAUGCAGGGCCUGCUUGUGGUUUUCUCUUACCAAGAACUCUCAGACCAGUUGUGGUUCAACAAACUUUCUCGCCUGCCACCCGCUGCCUAUCUUUUCAUUUUGGCAUACGGCCAUACCACAUACUUCUUGCGGACAGAUGACCUCUCGUUCAAGAGGGUUGUCAGUGUCAUCUGGCGCCUGAACGCGCUUCCAUUUCUAGUUUCGAUGGCCUUGAACGUCACGGGAGGCCUCUAUUCAUUUCCGCGAUUGGCAACCUUCUGGUUUGUCGUCGCUUAUUUCACCCUUAGAUGUGGCCAGCGCUUCAACUCCAACCCGACGCUAGUCCUGCUCAAGAUAUGUCUUGCUGCUGUGGCUACAAUAAGUCUUGUCCACACAGACUCGGCUUUUGCCCUUAUAGGCUGGAUUAUACGCUACGCAAUUCCCAACGUAACAUUCGAUGCCGAUGCUGCACGCCAACAAAUCGAACUGGAUCGCUUGGCCCCGUUCCUUGGUAUGAUAGUUGCCGUAAUUGCGCACCGUGUUGCCGUCAUCAAGGAGUCAUACGCACGACUGCGCGAGGAGCGAGCACACCAGCUUUCACCAUUGCCAGGAGUCCCGAUGGACGCCACGGCAAGCAAAAACCUCCGUUACGACACGACUGCAUUGGCGACAGCUACAGGUCCAAACACUCUCGAUCGCAUGAUAGCAACUCUUUUGUUUCCUGACGACCUGGCAUCGUGUGUCAUUUGGCCGCUCAUUGCUGCGUCAUUGGUGCUCGCCGGCUUUGGCCUCUUUUUUGUGCUGACCCUCGCAAUUCCGGGCUUCUUUAGCACUAUGGAGAUCUACGAUUACUGGCACCCGUACAUUUCGUGCCUGCCCGUCCUCGCAUAUGCACUGUUCCGCAACAUGCAUCCCGUGCUUCGUCGUGUCGGUUUUCCGGUCUUAGCCACCCUGGGUCGUAUGUCAGUAGAGACGUACGUCCUGGGCCAUCACUUGUGGCUAGCCGGGGAUGGCAACAGCCUUCUCAGGCUUGGAUUGGCCCGCCGCGCGGGGUUGGGGAGGUUUCAGCAAAACAGUUCCCUCGCAGCGGCCAGUUGGGUGGUUGAGACUAUGAUCAUUGGCCUUGUUUUUAUCUGGUGCAGCUGGCACGCCAGGCAGGCCGUGGUAGACAUAGGGAGAUGGAUCGUGGGCGAUGUUGGUGCUGCACCGCAAACCUCGGGGACCGGUUCUUCAGGAAUCAAGGGCGACCUCGAGAGCGGCUCCUACGGGCCUGGCAUGUUCAACCGUGCACAGCCGGAUCUUUCAGCCCCAAAUCAUACCAUCAACGGACAUCUGUCACACCGGGACCGCUCAAAAUCGCGGAUCACAAAUGUUUUACCCAGUACAGGCAGUACCAAGCUCAGAGUUGGCGCUGUGUUACUGGUAGCCUGGUUGGGCCUCUUCUUAUAUUAACCACCGGUUUGUGUGGCUGGAAGUAUAGUCGUAUGAAUUCUUCGAAUAAUAGGAUACGUGAAUGAUAACAUGGUCCGUUAAUAAUUUUCUAUUUAUUUGGGUCCAGAAAAAAAUAAUAUACUUGAUAUGCUAUUGCUCA